AUGUCGUCCCUUGAAGCUUAUUGCCAACAUCUCAAAGAUCUGGCAAGUCAACUGAAUGACGUUGAUUGCCCUGUCAACGAGAAACGUCUGGUUCUUCAACUUAUCUGUGGGUUGCCAUCCGAAUUUGACACAGUCGGCGCCUACAUCAAUCAUACCCUACCUCCAUGGGAUACCGCGUGCUCCAUGCUUCAACUUGAAACUCAGCGACAACGUGCUCGAGAUUCCCACUCAUCCACAGAGACCGUUGCUACUGUUGAACACAACCCACCAACAAACUCCAAUUUCCGACGUGGCGAAUCUGGAAACAGAGGCCGCCCUAACCAGCAGCGGAACACAAAUCGUCGAGUGCCUAUAUCUGCAUCUCCUUCUCGACCUGGUUAUACCUCCUCUGGUCGGCCAACACAAACCCAAUCAAAUAAUCAUAGUAGCCCUAUGUCCAAUAAAACACACCCUACAUGGGCCGGAUACCCACCGCCAUUAUAG
Messenger RNA from Lactuca sativa (garden lettuce), 483 nucleotides. Lineage: Eukaryota; Viridiplantae; Streptophyta; Magnoliopsida; Asterales; Asteraceae. The record is from RefSeq and is a predicted model, not a curated record.